Messenger RNA from Hyaloscypha bicolor E, 1821 nucleotides. RefSeq lists its product as uncharacterized. Bases 46 to 1821 code for a protein of 591 amino acids. The transcript has 4 exons. Gene Ontology annotation, molecular function: protein binding. Lineage: Eukaryota; Fungi; Ascomycota; Leotiomycetes; Helotiales; Hyaloscyphaceae. The record is from RefSeq and is a predicted model, not a curated record.
CAAUUAUCAAGCUCACCUCCAUUCUCUCAAAACACCAAUAAAGAGAUGGGGUACUCAGAGGUAGUCUGCCACCUCUGCGGCGUCUCCUUUAGCAUAGCUCGUAUUCGCUGCGUCGGCGAGCCGAAGGAAGCAGCAUGGCAAUCUUCAAAUGAAGUAGCGAGCGAGGGGACGUUCGUCAGUGGUGAGAUGGCUUCUUCACGUGCUUGCUCCUCAGGGACAGGUUGUUGUGUGACCAUGAGGAGUGAGAGGCGGGAACACUGGGAGGGGGUGUGGGUGAAGGAUGUUGCUUUUGCGUUUGGGGAAGGGUAUGUUGAGGAGGAGGAUGGUGAUUAUGAGGAUGAAGAGGGGAGUGAGGAUGAUGAGCCGCUGGAAUAUGGCUCGAGGGACGAGCUGAGUGAUAUGGAGAUCCAUGAGCUAUCUGGGAAUUGCGAUGAGGAAUCCCCCUGCGAAGACUACCUAACUCUCCUCCGCGCCCUGAUGCCAUUGGAGGUUAAACCUCUUGGCCAGGAAAUGUUCUACCUCAUCGACAACUCAGCAGGCCUCCUCUUCGAGUCCUCUAUCUGGGAACGCGAAAAGUCGAAAUUCGGACCAGAGCAAGAAUUUUCUCCGGUAGGACUUGAGCACAUUGCAAGCGCCACGUGCCUCGACGAUAGGGGAUACAACGGGCACAACAUCUGCGCAUCAGAGAUGAAAGGAUGUACCACCUACCAAUGUCUUGCUUUCAAGAAACAUCACUGGACUCCCGAAUCCGACGAUCAGGUAUGGGAGGGGACGAGUGAGGUCUUUUUGACUGGGGUUGGAGAUAUGUUUCCGAGUAGGGAUAUGGAAUGCCCCACGGUUUGGCCAAAGAGACAUGGGUGGGAUCAGGAAGAAGCUGAUACGUAUUACUUUCCUCAAAGGCAUAAUAGUCAGAGGGACGUUGCAAUGCCUUUCCACCCCGCUUGCUUCGACAUCUUUACUCGUCUCUCACUCCACCACCUAGGGAGGAUAGAUAUCCACGGCUUGAUCUCGUGGCGAAAUAUCCAGUUCUCGGAUGUGGAUAUUAUGGAAAGGGGGGUGUUUUCGAGUGAUCCGAAUGUUAAAAGUGCGGCUCAGCAGUUUUGGGCACACCGAACGGGCGACGAAUACUUGGCUGCUAACCCACUGUAUAUACCUGGUCUGAUCCCCAUCCUCGAGUCUGCAGUCGCGACAGACUCAAGCUUUAGUCCACGAAGCUCGGCGUUUGCCCCUCUGCCUUCCCAACCCCUGGACCAGAGAGGAAAAACAGCGAAGAAGGACCCGUUCCUCACCCUCCCGCAAGAGAUGAGGGAACACGUUGUUGAUUAUCUGGACUCGAAGGAAAUUGCAGCUUUGAGACUUGCCAGUAGAGCGUUCCAUGACUUGCCGAUGAGUCUUUGGUAUACUUUGCUGAGGAGGGAGAUGCCUUGGCUGUGGGAGGUGUACAGUGAGCAUACGCCGAAUCUCUGGACGGCGGUUGAAGCCGUGGAUCUCAAACGAGAAAUUAAAGAAAGGGAAGAAUACGAAAAUUACAAAGCGGUCAGGAGGCACAUUGUCAAGGAAGAGAUACCGGAGGCGCUAGAGGAGUGGGAGAAACAGCAACCGAAGUUUGUGGGGAUGGACGCGAAGGAGAAAGCGCAGAGGAGGGCUGAGAGUGUGGGGAGGAUGUUGGGGAGGGAGUACACGAAUUGGCAUUUGCUCUACAAGGAGAUUAAGAAGGCGAAGUUGAAGUGGUUGAGGAAUAGGAAGAGGAUUUGGGGAGAUGUUGGUUCGAUUCUGGACCAAAUUUCGAGGUUGAGGAAAGAGGAGAUGAUCGUAGACUAA